AUGAUACUGGACCAACAUAGGGGCAGUUUGAAAGAACUUGAUUUAAGAUUUCACAAAGGCGCUUGUUUUGGACCUCUUCGGAAACCAGGCGACGAAUCAAACGCAAAGGAGAAACCAUUGUUUCUGGGUGACUUGUCAGAUUUCCCAAAAAUGACUUCGCUAACAAUCGAUCCGAUUGUAUUCAGUGGUCGAUCGCCAAGAGAACCAAUUAAACACCAUAUGGAGGAUUUACUUCCACAAUCGUUGACGUAUCUAGGACUAGUAUGUGAACCAGGACAUACAUCAGAACUGUACCCAGGUGCCUACUCCGUUCGAAAGCAGACUUGGUCAGACGAAGUCACAAGUUUUGCAAACACAUUACCCACAUCAAUGAGAUUUCUUGAAAAAGUAGAACUGAUUGCGCCUAGAGAUUCGCUCUCUUGGAAUAGUUAUACAUUAGAACGGGAUAAGAUCUUGGAGCCUGUCAAGCGACUCUUUCAGGAGAAAGGAGUCGUCUGUUCAAUUACGAAAACUGUGUCCGAGGAUGAUUUUCCGGAUUUCAGGACUAUUUGUCAAGAUGACUAG
Molecule: messenger RNA, 564 nt
Organism: Botrytis sinoallii
Lineage: Eukaryota; Fungi; Ascomycota; Leotiomycetes; Helotiales; Sclerotiniaceae
Exons: 1
Coding region: 1-564 (187 amino acids)
Source: RefSeq, a predicted model, not a curated record